Cuscuta campestris is the source of this 3263-nucleotide messenger RNA. The record is from the annotation of a GenBank genome assembly. Lineage: Eukaryota; Viridiplantae; Streptophyta; Magnoliopsida; Solanales; Convolvulaceae.
AGUACAAAAAUAUGUAAAUUUAUUGGAAUGGAAGACUUCAAUUAGAUUCAUAGAAUUUUUCAAUUUUAUUCCAAUUUUAUAAAAUCCCUAUACCAAUCCGAUUCUAAAAAUACAUCGAAUUUAAUAAUAGUCCCAAACUAUCUUCCAUUUGCAACUCCACUCCUGCUGGCUCGAAAAUUUUGUCCAUGUCAAAGGAAUGCAUUUCCCCCAUUGCCGUUGCCAAUCUCGGAAGAUGAUUUGCAUCUCCCAGAAGCAUAAACAACUCUAUAACCCAUCAAAAAUUCAAACUUUAUGUAAGUGGCGCCUUGCUUUGCGUAUAUUCACGUUCUUGAGGAUGUAAAAACAUGUGGGGCCUUCGUAAUCUGCUCGGAUCAAUCGAUUUUCUUCAAUUGUUAUUGUGGGCAUCUCAGAUUUCAGGGGAAAAUGUAUUAGAAAUGAUUGGUUUUGGGAAAAGAAUGUGUCUUUCAGGCUGAAGAUUGCAUCUUUGUAUGAUGUUCUUCUUUGUAAAUGUUCCAUUACACUGUGAAUAGCCGGAGUCUUUUGGAAACGGCCUCUCUAACCUUAAAUCUGGUUGAGACUGUAAAUAGAGUGAUGCAACCAAGAGAAGGGGAAUGGGGAGAGGAAUUGCAAACACCCCCUUAUGAGGUGUUGCAGCAAAUUUCAGAGGAGGUAGUGAGAGUGACAGGCGAGGCGCUGCAGAAUAUCACGGGCAGUUUUGGCAUCCCACCUGCAGCAAGACGGCCGAGGACACAUAGAAGAAGUCACAGUGAAGUAGUGGUGACUUCUUCUUCCUCCUCUUCAUCAGUGCUCCACUGGGGAGGUGGUGGUAAUGCAUAUAACUUUCAGAAAUGGAAGAUACAGAUGCAAAAAGCUUUGCAUUGGGGGAAUCAUUUUCAGGACGACUCUCCCUCUUUUAAUCCUGAGAUCCUUGCCGAUCAAAAGCGUCAAUGGUAUCAGCUUCAUCCCAAAGCAAUGGAUUAUAAGAAAUAUAAGGGACCAACCUCACUUUUUGAACACUUCAUUAUAGUGGGCCUUCAUCCAGAGGCUAAUCUUAAGGCUGCAGAGGAUGCAUUUGCUAAGAAGAAAAAAUGGGAACUAGAAUUGGAAAAAUCGCAUGACAUGGUGGAUAUCAGAAUGCUAUCUCGCCGGGCCCCUUCACUUCCAUCUCUAGAGCCUCAGAUACUCUUUAAAUAUCCACCUGGAAAGAAGAUGCAUAUGCGUCCAGAUGAUUUGGCAGCUUUCUGCUUUCCUGGAGGUGUUAAGGCACAUGUGUUGGAGAGGACCCCGUCAUUGAGUGAAUUGAAUCAAUUGGUCUAUGGGCAGGAGCAUUUAAGCCGGGAUGAUUUUUCCUUUUUAUUCUCCCUCAAGGUGGGGGACAAUGCUACCCUCUAUGGUGUUUGCUUACAAGUGCGGGAAAUUGUUCAAAGGCCACCUGCUAUCUAUGGAAACUCGUCGCCUCUUUGCCUCUCGCCCGGAGGUAGCAGUCGGUUUUUGGUUUCAGCACCGCGCUGCUACUGUGUACUAACAAGAGUUCCUUUCUUUGAGUUACACUAUGAGAUGUUGAACUGUCUCAUUGCACAGGAGCGCCUUAACAGGAUAACCCAAGUCAUUAGCAGAAGAACUACUCUCUCUGACUUUGUCCCUUAUUCAGUCACGUCCAAGUUAAAAGAAAAUGAUAGGGAUCCUGAAGACUCUGGUUGGAUGGAGUCUGCCAUACCUGUUGACAGUGCAAUUUCUCUAACUGCAGCAGCAGCCGGGAUUAUAUGUGAUCAUGAGGUCCCAUCAUGUUCAUCAAGGGGUGUAGUCUCUUCUCCUGGAAGUAUGGUUGCCAGUGAUUCAUCAGAUCAUUCUCCAGUGAAACAAUGGGAUAUGAAUGAUGGAAAAAAGCUUCACUGCUUUGACGACUGUGCAUCUGAGGCAUCAGAAAGGAAUAAUGAUAGUUCUCAAGAUAAUGCUCGCUCCCUAGAAGGGGAACCCUCUAAUUUAUGCUUGGGGGAAUGUGCAUUGGAUCGUCCUAACACUUCUGAUACUUUAUUCAGUACAGUGAGAGCUAUUUUAUCAGAGGAUGAGGAUGAUGAGUUAUGCCAUGGCCAUGAUAAAGAUGCUGCAGAUUUUAUAUUGGAAUGGGCAAAGGAGAAUAAGAAUGAAUUGUUGCAGAUAGUUUGCAGCUAUCAUUCCUUACCUCUUCCAUCAUGGGGAUGUAAUACCAUUUUUCAUCCACUCGAGCAUCUUCCACCAAUCAAAUUUAAGAGAUCUUCAAAAUCUGAUCUUGGAGUAAGCGAUGAGGAUUUAGCUGUUGAAAUGCAGGAUCUAGAUGCGAUUGCUAAGGUCAAUUUUGAUUUAGCUGCUGCUGAGGAAGCUGCUGCACUAUCGGUGUGGACAACUGCUGCAACUUGCCGCGCUCUUUCCCUUGAAACUAUUCUGACCAUGAUAACAGGUGCCCUACUGGAAAAACAAGUGGUUCUCAUAUGCCCCAAUUUGGGUGUUCUUUCAGCUCUCGUGUUAUCUUUAAUUCCUAUUAUUCGUCCCUUUCAGUGGCAGAGUUUAUUUCUUCCAAUUUUGCCAUUGAAGAUGCUUGAUUUACUAGACGCUCCUGUUCCUUUCAUUGUUGGCUUGCAACAGAAACCAGCCGACUUGAGGAAGAAGAUAUCUAACCUUAUUUAUGUGAACAUAGCAAAAGAUCAGGUAAAACCAUGUUACUUGCCUUCACUUCCUCGGUAUAAGGAGCUUGUUUCAGAACUGCAGCCAAUCCAUGCCAGAUUGGAACAUGAUAAUUCUGCUGCUCAAGGGCAUCCGACCUAUAGGUGCAACGACGUACAGGCUGAGGCUGCUACUCAAUUUUUGACAGUAAUGAGGCAUUACUUGGAAUCCCUCUGUUCAAAUUUGAGGACUCACACAAUCACUAGUGUUCAAUCAAACAAUGACAGGGUCUCACUACUGAUGAAGGAUAGUUAUAUUGCUUCUUUUCCCACUAGGGAUCAAUCUUUCAUCAAGAUGCUCGGCUCUCGUCCUACGAGGAUUGAAUAGUGGAAUGUUAUCUACGACAGUGAACAGUAAAGCGGCCAAGCCAAGCAUGUUUCGCCCCGUCACCUGGCUAUCGUCUUUCAUUCUAAAACACACAUCUCAUUGGACAUCAGAUCAGUGGAAGCCUUUCCCACUUUUUUUUUGAAGGCUUUGAUAAUUAAUAUGCAUGUUGUCUAUAGGUUAUUCAUUUGAAAUUUUCCUUUCCGUUCUUUUUAUUUGACUGAGGACUGCCAAGAUAA